AUCCCACACCUUCUCUCAGUGUGCGGUUUAUCUUUUCUUGCUGAUUCAAAUACUAAUAGCCAUCAUUUUGUCAUGACUAUAUAGGAGAAGGAUCCCAUGUAAAGGUUGUGGUUCAGAGAGACGCUCCGUGCGCGCAACGUUCAUAAAUGGCCCGAUAAACUCAUUUAAUGCUGACACCCAUUUGCGAAGUUCUCGUGGAAUAGGUCACGCGAAAAGAGACCUGAACGCUUGAGCAAACUCGGAACACAUCACGGCACGUUAGACUCCGCUUCUAAAACGCUUCUUAAUUUGCACCAGAAUCACCGUACUUCCAUCUUAGUCACAAAAAGAAGAAGAGGGCAAAUAAGUGAAGAAGCUCCCGAUGGCUAGCUUGAAAGGCAGGUUCAUCGGAAAGUGUGGAGCUGUAUCACGAGGGACCAAACAGUGACACGUACCAUAACGGUACAUUUCAUGUCGUGCCAAGCGACGUUGAAUUACUUGACGCCAUGAAUCAGAAUCACGACUUUCCCGCCGGCACGACCAAGUACAUCCUGAAGGAGGAGCGAAGACGGCGGUGCAGCCAUAGCACUCUACUCACCCUCGUUAUCAUGCUGUCCAUGCUUUCUGUUGUCAUGACAGCCUUGUUCAUAUGGAAAGUCACGUGCGAUAGCAGGCAAGCAAGCUCAUGGGCCACACAUGAACAAAUCCGUCGGUCCUCGAGUAUAGAUUUUGGAUGCACGUUCAAGCCCAGGCCCCUGAAACUCUACACGCUGCCACACACCAUCCAGGAGUCUUUGCGGUCGUUACAGGAUCUGAUUUCCCAGGAGAUUCGUCAAGGCAAAGCAACAGCCGUCAGCGCUAGCUUGGUAUACCGGGACGAGGUGGUCUGGAGCGGAGGUUUCGGGGUGAUGGACAAGUCUGCAAAUCCCCCCGUCCCUCCCACCCCUGACACCAUCUUUCCUUGUGCAAGCGUAUCCAAGGUCAUUACGGCUGUGAUGCUCUUCAAGCUUUAUCAAGAUAAAGGCUUAUCCUGGCUGGACACGCCCAUUAGCCACUUCGAGCAUGGCUUUACAGUACGCAAUCCCUUCGCUAAUACGACCAUCACCCUGGCGGAUCUCGCUACCCAGCGUUCCGGUCUCCCACGAGAGGCACCAUGUUACCCACCAGCCCCCGCGAACCUCUGCCCAUACGACCAUCGUACCAUGCUACGGCGAAUCCGCAACCUCAAUCUACAGAGGAAGCCUGGGACCGAACCACAGUACAGUAAUCUCGGCUGGGCGUUGAUUGGUCAGACGCUCGCGCAGGCGUAUGGCGGAGGUAACUUCUCUAGUUGGGUGGCAAAGAACGUGUUUCAGCCCCUCGAUAUGGCUGACUCAGCAUUCACGAUAAACCAGAGCCAGAAGCAUAAGAUACCAGUUGGAUACACGAGUCUUGACGAGUUCAGUCAGGUGCAGGAUUGGGGAUGGUUAGCCCCUGCAGGAGGUCUUUUCUCAUCCGUGCGCGAUUUAGCUAAGAUGGAAAUAGCAUUGAUGUCGAAUACCAUGUUUUCUAGAUGGGUUACACAAGAGUUCUUUAAACCAGCAUACGUUCUGAAGAAUGGAAAGGACAUGAUCGGCACCCCAUGGGAGAUGACGAUGUACAAUGGACUGAUGAUACACGAGAAGACAGGUUAUGUGUACGGCUACAACUCAUACCUAGCGAUGGUCCCAGAGCUAAAGCUAGCCUUCAACUUGAUGUGUACUAACUGUAACAAAAAGCUGGACAUUAAUCGGAAAUUCGAAUCGAUUGUCUCUACGUUCUACGACACCCUGGUCAACGCAUCUACUCAGGAUUUCAUAGUUCCGCCAGAAACUAGACCAUAUCUUGGUCUCUACAAGGCAGACAGCAGCCUUCCUAUCAUCAGGCGAAUGGACGUAACAAUAAACAGGGAGGAUAAACAACCCAAACUUGCAAUCGCCGUCAACCACGCCAAUCUUUUUUUCCUCAACUACACUCGCCCAUUGCACUUCAAGGUCCGGCUAAACACAGGGCUGAGCUGCAAGGAGAUGUUUACUUUGGGUGUGGAUAAUGACCCCGUCGUGUUCGACCCACCCUCCGCGGAUGAUGGCUUGUCUGACGGUUUCACCAUGUACAAUGCCCACCCAAGUGGAUACUCGUAUUUUACGCGGGUGAGGUGAGAGGUGUUUGACAUCACGAACUGGUGGCGCGUGGUGGUGUCGCAAUCAUACGUUCAAACGUACGUUAGAUGCCGCGAUUAUGCCUUCCAUCGGCCGUGUGUUGAUGGCCGUGUGUUGGUCAUGAUCAUGUGUUCCAUUGGCUAUGUGGUGAUGGUCGCGAUCAUGUGUUCCAUUUACCUUGUGUUGGCCGCGAUAAUGUGUUCCAUUUGCCUUGGGUGUUGGCCGCGAUCAUGUGUUCAAUUUAUCUUGGAUGUUGGUCGCGAUCAUCCGACCAACCAUUCAUAGUGAUGCCAUCUUUCACGUAAAUUUCCAUUUGUCAGCGGUAAAUCUUUUAUAACCGACAGAGUAACUCACCCGGCUCAACUCUUAAAUCACGAGCUCCUGUGGAAGACCGCCCUGAUUUCUCAUGAGACAUACGUGGUCAUAACACUCCAUUAAUGAGCUGAACUGUGAUUACAAAAUUAAUAUUUUCGGAGAAUAGUAUUAAGCUAAGGGUAUAUUUAAAUAGGAAUAGAAAGAAACGGGUUGGACAAAAGCUGACUUCUUAACCUGUGUUUUAUUAACACUUUUUGUUUAUUUGAUACCCAUGAAACACUGCGGGUUAAGAGGCAUGGAUUUUCAGAGUGAAAUAAGGUAUAGACAGUUUCUACUGCGUUUAUUUGGAUUGUGGUGUUUUUUUCCGCGAGAAUGUCCUUUUUAUUACUAUGAUUUUUUUUCUGUUUGUGGCUGUCGUGCUUACACAAGUGCUUUGUCAUAGUGAUCCUCAACAAUUGAUAUGGAACAAUAAAUCAUCUUGUUGGUUUAUUUUUCUAACGCACUUGGGCAGGAAUGGAAUCUAUAAAAUCUACUAGCACGCAAUGCCAGAGACUAGAUAUUAUCAUGUUUAAACCAAGUUCUUACAUGAAACAUGUAAAAGCUGUUAGAUGGUCACGCAGUAACGCCAUACAGUGUGAAGAUGGCAGCGUUGCGUGACACAUCUUAGGGAAGGCUGUACCAGGCACGCAAUUUGAUACUUAAUGGUAAUUUACUAGACGAACCCAUUGGAGUCUUUGUACACCCCAGCAGUUCCGUGGGGUCUAUUCAUACCCCCCCCCCCCCCCCCCCCCCCCCCCGCACACGCACAUGCUUAGUCCUACUUGCACCUCCACAUUAUAAUCCGUGCUAAAGGGAUGAGCAGGGCUUUCUACUUGAGAGAAUAACUUUUGAAAAGGAUAUAAACGACGCAUAAAAGAUUGUACUUCUUAUACUGAUUUUGGUAUCGAGUCUCACAAGUAGUUCAGCAGAACUCGAUGACAGAUGGGAGUUAAUGACUAGAAAAUCACCUCAUAACACGAAGAAUGCUUCGUUCCUUUUUCGUUUCUACGACACCUUUUAUAACACUUUUAAAAACCAGUAUUGCUCAAGUGUUAUUCUGUCAAUACGGUAACCCCUCCCCCAAAUACUCUACAGUACUAAAACUAGGGAACAGAGAGCACGAGAGACUGUUACCAAGACAACGGAUAUAAUGAGUGACUGUUGUCUAGACAACAGAUAGAGUUAGAGACUGUUACCAAGACAACAGAAUGAGCGAUUGUUAAGACCGCAAAAAAUAAUAAAAUGUCAAUAAAACCUGCA
Nematostella vectensis (starlet sea anemone) is the source of this 3770-nucleotide messenger RNA. Its product is annotated as putative beta-lactamase-like 1. The transcript has 13 exons. The coding region runs from base 486 to 2156 and encodes 556 amino acids. The record is from RefSeq and is a predicted model, not a curated record. Lineage: Eukaryota; Metazoa; Cnidaria; Anthozoa; Actiniaria; Edwardsiidae.